AUGACUACUGAUAAAAUCACUUUCCUGUUAAACUGGCAACCAGCUCCCUACCAUAUUGCAAUAUUCUUAAGUCAAACCAAAGGUUACUUUAAGGAACAAGAUUUAGAUGUGGCCAUCCUGGAACCAUCCAACCCCUCUGAUGUUACAGAAUUAAUCGGAUCUAAUAAAGUUGAUAUGGGUUUGAAAGCUAUGAUUCAUACAUUAGCUGCUAAGGCACGUGGUUAUCCUGUGACCUCUGUGGCAUCCCUUUUAGAUGAACCAUUUACUGGUAUUCUUUAUUUAAAAAAUAGUGGAAUCACUGAAAACUUCCAGUCUCUAAAAGGUAAGAAAAUUGGUUAUGUUGGCGAAUUUGGUAAGAUCCAAAUUGAUGAACUAACUAAGCAUUAUGGAAUGAAGCCUGAUGAUUAUACUGCUGUUAGAUGUGGUAUGAAUAUUGCAAAGUUCAUUGUUGAAGGAAAGAUCGACGCUGGUGUAGGUAUCGAAUGUAUGCAACAAGUUGAACUCGAGGAACAUUUGAAGCAAAAGGGUCUUCCUGUCACAGAUGCAAAGAUGUUGAGAAUUGAUAAAUUAGCAUGUCUUGGUUGUUGUUGUUUCUGUACAAUUCUUUACAUUUGUAAUGACAAGUUUUUAAAGGAAAACCCUGAAAAGGUAAGAAAAUUCCUAGUUGCUAUUAAGAAAGCCACCGAUUAUGUUUUAAGCGAUCCUGUUACUGCUUGGAAGGAAUAUGUUAAUUUCAAGCCCCAAUUGGAUAAUGAAUUAUCGUAUAAACAAUUCCAAAGAUGUUACGCAUAUUUCUCUGAAUCUUUAUUCAAUGUUCAUCGUGACUGGAAAAAAGUUACAGCUUACGGUAAAAGACUAGCUAUCUUACCACCGAAUUAUGAAGCGAACUAUACUAACGAAUUUCUGUCUUGGGUUGAACCAGAGGAAGUCUCAGAUCCUUUGGAGGCUCAGAGAUUGAUGGCUAUUCAUCAAGAUAGGUGCAGAAAAGAAGCUACAUUCAGAAGAUUGGUUCUACCAGCAUGA
Messenger RNA from Maudiozyma barnettii, 1023 nucleotides. Its product is annotated as NMT1/THI5 family protein. NCBI's taxonomy places the organism in Eukaryota, Fungi, Ascomycota, Saccharomycetes, Saccharomycetales, Saccharomycetaceae. Gene Ontology annotation, biological process: thiamine biosynthetic process. The record is from RefSeq and is a predicted model, not a curated record. The transcript has a single exon. The coding region runs from base 1 to 1023 and encodes 340 amino acids.